Colletotrichum graminicola M1.001 is the source of this 780-nucleotide messenger RNA. RefSeq lists its product as uncharacterized. The transcript is spliced from 5 exons. Lineage: Eukaryota; Fungi; Ascomycota; Sordariomycetes; Glomerellales; Glomerellaceae. The record is from RefSeq and is a predicted model, not a curated record. The coding region runs from base 1 to 780 and encodes 259 amino acids.
AUGGACUUCGACAACAUCACACCCGGAGAGGAGGCGAGCGUUGGGAUCUACAACAUCCUGGCUGAGACGGCCAUCCAGACGACACUGUGGGGCAACAAAUGUUGUCUCUUGAUCUUGUACAAUCGUCUAGUUCUUUUUGGUCACCAGGUCACGUUGUGGAUUAUCGUUGCGGCCUACACCUGGCUAACGUACGUUGCCGUCAUGGUCGCUCUUUACGGGGGCUGGUGUCGCCCUUUUUCUGAUUACCUCGUGCUCGAGCCGGGCAACAUGGAAUGUCUGACUUGGAAGCACUACAACAUCUUGCAGAUGACGAUGAACCUCUCGACGGACCUCAUCCUCCUUCUGAUCCCCGUCACGCUGAUUGGCAGGUUGAACAUGAAGAUCGGAAGAAAACUGCUGCUCAUAUGUCUUUUCAGCAUGGGUGUAUUCGUUAUGCUUUCCGCAAUCCUCAUGAAGGUCGCCGUCUUCACCAACUCGGUAGAUCCAGUGUGGUUCUCAUGGUCCGUCCGUGAAAUCAGCACCGCGAUGUUGGUCCCUAACCUUGUCCUCGGUUUGCCCUUUCUCAAGACGGGAUGGCGGCUCGUCUUCCCGAGCAGCGGGAGCACGAAAGGGGUUUCGUCCGCGACCUCGGGCUCAGGCGCGAUGAUUAGGUCUACGAAGAGCUCCGGCGGGAUUAUGUCGACGGAGCCUGGGUCGUCAAGCAGAUGGGAAUCACCCUCGAGAGCUAAAGGGGAAAGUGCCGGUGAGGGCGCCGGCCGGUCUCACGGUGUUGAACUUUAG